Megalobrama amblycephala (Wuchang bream) is the source of this 1015-nucleotide messenger RNA. RefSeq names its product FAST kinase domain-containing protein 2, mitochondrial-like. The record is from RefSeq and is a predicted model, not a curated record. NCBI's taxonomy places the organism in Eukaryota, Metazoa, Chordata, Actinopteri, Cypriniformes, Xenocyprididae. Bases 255 to 896 code for a protein of 213 amino acids. The transcript has 3 exons.
UUUUAAAUUAACAUUAUGAAAAUCACGCGAUACUGGAAGCGGAACUAUAGUGCGGCAGUAAUCGCGCGCUCCCUGUUUCUGUCAUGGCUGCGCUCACAGUGAGAGCAGUGAACAUGUGAAGACAACAACCGAAGGUAAUAUUUCAAGAUCUUGCAUCCAUCUGUGACCCUGUCGGAUGCAUUUCACUGCACAUGAGAAGAGACAAAACAUAUGAAAGGUCACACCAUGUCUGAAGCUUCAGAGAAUCUCCCAGAAUGAGCAUGUAUAAAUCAGGUUUGGAGAUGUUCAGAUGUGCUCUGAGAUCCACGGUGCUGUGGAAAUGUGACUCUUUUAUAUGGACACAGACGUCUUUGUGUUAUAAAAGCAGAAGCUUUGCUGCAUCAUCUCAGUUGGGGAGAAAACGCAUACAAGGACACACAUUAAAACAAGUACUGUAUUACAGUCAGAGUGGUCAUGAUGUUCUCAAUGCUCAAAUUAAACAAACUCCAGCUUCUACAGAGACCAGUGAACUCCUGGAUAAAGCAGAAAGGACUCCUUUCUACAGCCAUUUGCAGAACUGUUUUUGUCCCACGGAUGUGCUGGACACGCUGAAGCAGAUCCCAGUGUCGCAGCAGCUCAUCAGCAGCAUCUUCACACGCAUCUGGGAGAGCACGAAGAAAAUGACGGAUGAGCAGCGGCGCUGUGAGCUGCGGCUGAUGUUCGAUCACCCGGGGUUUGAGGAGGUCUGUGAACGGGCCGCCGCUGACGCCUGGCGCAUGAGGAGUGAGGAUCUGGCCUACACUCUGCUGGCCGUUGUCAACCUGGGAGUUUCACAAGACACACGUGUUGUGCAGACGCUGCUGCGUGUUAUACAGGUGAGUGAAGAGGUUUUGUCUUAUAAUUCACAUGUUCAUUAAAGGUGCAGUACGUGAUUUCUGAGAAACGCUGCUGAAAGUGGAUCGGACCGAGCGCCACAACACACUUGUAGCCAAUCAGCAGCAGGGGGCGUUUCCACUCAUGAUGGAAGAGAGAGUGA